Messenger RNA from Lathyrus oleraceus (garden pea), 4235 nucleotides. RefSeq names its product putative white-brown complex homolog protein 30. Gene Ontology annotation, biological process: transmembrane transport. Gene Ontology annotation, cellular component: membrane. The transcript has 14 exons. Bases 205 to 3513 code for a protein of 1102 amino acids. Gene Ontology annotation, molecular function: ABC-type transporter activity; ATP hydrolysis activity; ATP binding. NCBI's taxonomy places the organism in Eukaryota, Viridiplantae, Streptophyta, Magnoliopsida, Fabales, Fabaceae. The record is from RefSeq and is a predicted model, not a curated record.
ACUUCACAUUAUGUUGAAAUGAAAACAUUGGUUUAUAUGAUGUAGAUAUCAGGUGAAGCAAUAAUCCUUCAAUCAAGCCUUCCAUUUCUCUCCUCCAUUUCUUCACACCCUUUUCACUUUGACCAAAACACACCAAUCAAACUUCAAUUCCUGCAUUCCUACAAUCCCUUGUUUCUAAUCUCUUCAUCACCAUGUUCACAAUUCAUGCCACAUUAUGCAUUGCUUCAUGAACAAGCAACAUCUUCACGAAAUGUUGUAAUGGAAAUUAAUCACAUUUUAUUCUUGUCCACUUUUAUCUUCACAAAUUUGCUGCUACUACCACAGGUUCUAUCUCUAGAUAACGGUAAUUCUCUUGCACCUUCGUUUUUCACAAAGGAAAUCUACAAACAGCUUGAAGGUCUCACUAUCACUUUAACCAGAGAUAUCAAACAAGAUUUAGGUUUCUGCAUAAAGGAUGUGAAUAAAGAUUGGGAAGAAGCCUUUAAUUUUAAGGGGAAAUUGGAUUUUGUGGAGGCUUGUGCUAAGCAAAAAGGUGAUUUUACUGAUAGAAUUUGUACCACUGCUGAAAUAAGGAACUACUUUCAGAGUUUUUUCAUAGAAGGAGGCACGUCUGCGAGUUACGUAAAACCGAACAUAAAUUGCAACUUGACUUCAUGGGUUUCUGGUUGUGAGCCUGGUUGGAGUUGUAGUGCUGAUCAGAGAAUUGAUCUCAAAAAUGAUACAAACGAUGUUCCUUCUAGAACCAAUGACUGUCAACCAUGUUGUGAAGGGUUUUUCUGUCCUCAAGGAUUAACUUGCAUGAUAACAUGUCCACUUGGUUCUUAUUGUCCACUUGCAAAACUGAAUGAAACAACUGGAGUAUGCGAUCCAUAUAGUUAUCAAAUUCCUGCUGGAGAAACAAACCAUACUUGCGGUAGUGCUGAUAUUUGGUCUGGUGUUGUGAACAAUAGUAACAUCUUUUGUUCUCCGGGAUCAUAUUGUCCGUCUCCCACACACAAAGUUUCUUGCGAUGAAGGAUAUUACUGCAGGAUGGGUUCAACUCAUCAAAAUCGAUGCUCCAAGUUGAGUAGCUGCAAUCCAAAUACAUCAACCCAAAACAUGCACGCUUACGGUGCUUUGAUUAUUGUUGGUAUGAGUACUACUCUGAUCUUCAUUUAUAACUGUUCUGAUCAAGUUCUAGCUACUAGAGAAAGAAGGAAGGCCAAAUCAAGAGAAGCUGCGGCAAAACACGUAAGAGAAACGGUACAAGCUCGCGAGAGAUGGAAACAAGCAAGAGAGUUCGCUAAGAAAAGUUCGGCGGGACUUCAAAAGCAGUUGUCUCGAACCUUUUCGCGCAAGAAAUCCAGUAAGCAAGGAGAUGUAUUUCAACCAACGCCUCCAGAUUCAUCAAGCAAACCAGGACAAGCAUCGAAAGCCAAAAACAAGGAACCUGGCGAUCUUACUAAAAUGAUGCAUUCCAUUGAGGAUGAUGGACCUGAAGGAUUUGAUUUUCAAAUUGGUGAUAAGAACAUUAAAAAGCAAAUGCGGAAGGGAAAAAAUUUACACACUCAUAGCCAAAUUUUAAGGUAUGCUUAUGGUCAGAUUGAGAAGGAGAAAGCUCAGCAAGAACAAAACAAGAACAUGACAUUCUCGGGACUAAUUUCAAUGGCCUCUGAAGGUGAGGAAGUAAAAUCAAGACCUUCAAUUGAGGUAGCUUUCAAUGAUCUAACCCUCACUUUGAAAGGUAAAAACAAGCACAUACUCAGGUGUGUGAGUGGUAAAUUCAUGCCUGGUCGAGUUUCAGCUGUUAUGGGACCCUCGGGAGCUGGAAAAACAACAUUUCUUUCAGCUUUGGCUGGAAAAGCAAGAGGGUGCAAUCAGUCGGGAUCAAUUCUAGUUAAUGGAAAAAAUGAAUCCAUUCACUCUUAUAAGAGAAUUACUGGUUUUGUGCCACAAGAUGAUAUUGUGCAUGGAAACUUGACAGUAGAGGAAAAUCUUCGUUUCAGCGCAAGAUGCAGGCUCCCUGCAGAAAUGGCGAAACCAGAUAAGGUUCUGAUAGUUGAAAGAGUGAUCGAGUCUUUAGGGCUACAGCCAGUAAGAGAUUCUCUAGUUGGGACAAUAGAGAAGAGAGGCAUAUCCGGAGGACAAAGAAAACGUGUAAAUGUUGGACUAGAGAUGGUGAUGGAGCCUUCAUUAUUAAUCUUAGACGAGCCUACAACUGGUUUGGACAGCGCAUCUUCGAGUUUACUUCUUAAAGCGCUUCGCCGUGAAGCUCUUGAAGGUGUAAAUAUUUGUAUGGUACUUCACCAACCAAGCUAUACUUUGUUCAGAAUGUUUGAUGAUAUAGUAUUUCUAGCCAAAGGUGGUCUUACAGCAUAUCAUGGUCCUGUGAAACAAGUGGAAGAAUACUUUGCUGGCAUUGGAAUCCCGGUACCGGAUCGUGUCAAUCCUCCAGACCAUUUCAUUGAUAUUCUUGAAGGUUUAGAGAAACCAACUUCAGGUGUAACUGUUGAAACACUUCCUGUGAGAUGGAUGCUUCAUAAUGGAUAUCCAGUACCACCUGAUAUGCUUCAUUUGGCUGAUCAAAUUGCCGCUCCUUCAUCUGCUGCCUCAGAUGCAACUAGCACGUCGAAGGGUGCCGAGGAACCUUCUGAUCAGUCCUUUUUUGUAGAGUUUUGGGAGGAUUUGAAUAGCAAUAUUAGGAACCAACGAGAUCGAAUAGAAGCAAUCUUCUCAAGAACAAAGGAUUUGUCAGGCCGAGAAACUCCUAGUGUAGCCCAACAAUAUAGAUACUUCGUUGGCCGGAUUGGCAAGCAGCAGUUGAGAGAAGCAAAAUUACAAGCAAUCGACUAUCUCCUUUUAUUGGUCGCCGGCGCUAUCUUAGGAACUCUUACCAAAGUAAAUGACGAAACAUUCGGGUCCCUUGGUUAUACAUAUACAGUCAUUUCUGUUUCUCUACUUUGCAAGAUUGCAGCUCUUAGAUCAUUUACUAUGGAUAAGUUACAAUACUGGAGGGAAAGUGCAGCUGGGAUCAGUAGUCUAGCCCAUUUUCUCGCAAAAGAUAUGAUCGAUCUUUUCAGUACAAUCACAAAACCUGUAGUUUAUCUCUCCAUGUUCUUUUUUUUAAGUAAUCCAAGGUCAACUUUUGGAAGUAAUUACAUAGUUUUGGUUUGUUUGGUGUACUGUGUCACCGGCAUGGCUUAUGCAUUAGCCAUCUUCUUUCAACCCAGUCCUGCUCAGCUGUGGUCAGUGCUUGUUCCCGUUGUUAUGACUCUCAUUGCAAACCAAACUAGAGAUACUGCAUUUAUGAAGAUCCUAGUACAGUUCUGCUAUCCAAAAUGGGCUUUGGAGGCUUUUAUCGUUGCAAAUGCUGAAAGGUACACGGGGGUAUGGCUGAUAACUCGUUGUAGUUCACUGAUGAGCAGUAGUUAUAAUGUCAACUCGUGGAACGUUUGUCUACUUGUCCUCAUUUUGUAUGGAAUAAUUGCGCGAGUUGUAGCCUUCAUUUGUUUGGUAAUUUCCCAAAAGAGGUGAUUUGGGAUGUGAUAUUUCGCAUUUCGCAUUUCAGAGCCUCUACAACCAAAGGUCUGUCGCGUUUGGUUGUACAAGACAGGCAUCUAAUAGGACAUAGGUUCGAUGUUUCGAAGGUGAUAUCAGUGUAUAAAUCAUAGUUUUCAAAAUGUGAAUGAGAUGCUAGAUUUAGUCCAUUAAGUAGGAAUAGCCUUACCAUUUUAGGUUCUUAUGUAAAGUUGUUGUACUUUAUCUUACUUUGGUGUAUGAAAAUUUUACUUAGUAAAAGAUAGUGUGUAGAGCAUUCUAAGCACAUUAAACAUUUGCUUCCUGUUAUUAGAUUUUGUAGAAAUUCUUACACGAACUUGUAUAGGAUGUUCAGGCUUUGAAAUAGGACAAGUUUUCAUUUUCUACACUUUAGUUAUAUCAUUAUGAAGAAUCGCUAUGGAGAUGAUAAACUCAACAAAGUGUGCCUACAAAGAACCUUAAGAAGGUAGCAACCCAAUUUUAAUUACAUUACUGAAGCAAUUGAAGAAUCGAAAGAUUUGAGAUUCAUGAAUAUUGAAGAGCUUCAGAGUUCUUUAAAGACACAUGAACAAAGACUAACAAAAAGGAGCACUGGAAGAACCGCAUAACAAAGGCAAAGAAGUCAAGAAUAAACAAACAGUCAACAAAUGAAAAGACCAUUACAACAAUGAUCAUGAUCUACUAGAAAACCAAAAUUCGUGACAGUAAGAAGAAAUACA